AUGAAUUCUGAGAGAUUGAAAGAGAAUGUUUCAGUCACCAUCCGAUUCCGGCCUCUCAGUCCUAGGGAAAUACGACAAGGGGAGGAGAUUGCAUGGUAUGCUAAUGGAGAAACAAUUGUGCGGAAUGAGAAUACUCCCUCAAUAGCUUUUGCAUAUGAUCAAGUUUUUGGGCCUACAAUCACUACGCGUCAUGUAUACGAUAAUGCAGCCCAACAUGUUGUCAGUGGUGCUAUGGAAGGCAUUAAUGGAACUAUCUUUGCAUAUGGUGUGACAAGUAGUGGGAAAACUCACACUAUGCAUGGAAACCAGAGGUCCCCUGGAAUUAUCCCAUUGGCAAUAAAGGAUGCUUUUUGUAUCAUUCAAGAGACCCCAUCUCGUGAAUUUCUCCUCCGUCUCUCAUAUUUGGAAAUAUACAAUGAGGUUGUUAAUGAUUUGUUGAAUCCAGCAGGACACCAUCUAAGAAUAAGAGAGGACAAUCAGGGAACCUUUGUUGAAGGUGUAAAACAGGAAGUUGUAUUAUCUCCUGCCCAUGCCCUUUCCAUUAUUGCAGCAGGAGAAGAGCAAAGACAUGUUGCUUCCACAAAGUUAAAUCUGCACAGCAGCAGAAGUCACACAAUAUUUACACUGACAAUCGAGAGUAGCCCAUGUGGUGAAAAUAUUGAAGGCGAAGCUGUUAACUUGUCGCAACUGAACCUCAUAGAUCUAGCUGGCUCCGAGAGCUCUAAAGCUGAAACUACUGGUAUUCGUAGAAAAGAAGGGGCCUACAUAAAUAAAAGCCUCCUAACUCUUGGAACUGUUAUAUCAAAACUAUCAGAUGGGAGGGCUGCUCAUAUACCAUACAGAGACUCAAAAUUAACCAGACUUCUUCAAUCUUCUUUAAGUGGUCAUGGAAGGGUAUCUCUUAUUUGCACUGUUACUCCCUCUUCAAGCAAUUCAGAAGAGACACACAACACAUUAAAAUUUGCACAUCAUGCAAAACACAUUGAAAUUCAAGCAGCACAAAAUAAGAUCAAUGAUGAAAAAUCCCUUAUCAAGACAUAUCAAAAUCAAAUUCGAUCUUUAAAAGAGGAGUUACAUCGGUUGGAGCAUGAAGGAGAAGCUAAAGAUGCUUUGUUAAGCCAAAUACAAAGUCUCACAAGACUCAUCCUUGUCUCAACCAAAUCUCCACAUCAGACUGAUCCAGGGAGCAGAUAUUCCUUCAUGGAAGAGGAGCUUGCAUAUCUUCCAAAAAGAGGGCGCAACUUAAGUUUGGAUCAUGAAAACAUCCAGCUGCAUGUUACUCUUAAUGAAGGCUCACACAUAAAAGAUGACAAAAAGAUCAAGAAGCCACAGAAACGAGAUGGUUUGACUUUGACCAGUGGUAGUGAUAAAUCAAGUGGAGGCAUGUCUACAACAAGCAAUCCUACUCCUACACCUCCAGCAAAUACUCAUACUCUUGCUAUUGUUGAAUCCAGAAGGCUUUCUUACUCUUCUCCUUCAGAAUCUACAUCAGAGCCCUUGCAACAUGUUGAAGUACUCACAGAUAGUGAAGCAAUCCAAGAGCAACUAAACGAAAAGAACAUUGAAUGUAAAGGACUUGAAGAAACAAUCACAGCCUUGAAACAACUUCUUUCAGAAAAUACAACAAUUAAAGCACAGGCAGUUGAGAUUGAACAACUCAAAGAGAAAGUGGCCAAGAUUAGAGAGUCAAAAGAGCAAUUAGAAAUUGAAAACAAAAGGCUGAGAGAAGAGAGUGCAUACGCGAAUGAAUUAGCCUCUGCUGCUGCAAAUGAGCUUAAGAUGAUGUCUGAACAAGUCGUGAAGCUAAUGAAUCAAGGUGUUGUCUGAAUUAAGUCAGUGAGGUUGAUUGAUUGUGUUGUAAACAUUAACGGUGUGGUUUUCAAUGUUAAAAGGCUACAUGGGUGCACAUAUACUUGUUUGUUUGUAAACAAAAAAAGUGUGGUGAAUGGAAAGUGGAAACUACUCAUUGGUUUUUGAAUCAUCGUAUUUGG
Lactuca saligna is the source of this 1991-nucleotide messenger RNA. The record is from the annotation of a GenBank genome assembly. Lineage: Eukaryota; Viridiplantae; Streptophyta; Magnoliopsida; Asterales; Asteraceae.